Messenger RNA from Penicillium bovifimosum, 609 nucleotides. RefSeq names its product lumazine synthase RIB4. The transcript has 3 exons. Gene Ontology annotation, cellular component: mitochondrial intermembrane space; intracellular anatomical structure; riboflavin synthase complex. The record is from RefSeq and is a predicted model, not a curated record. Gene Ontology annotation, biological process: riboflavin biosynthetic process. Bases 1 to 609 code for a protein of 202 amino acids. NCBI's taxonomy places the organism in Eukaryota, Fungi, Ascomycota, Eurotiomycetes, Eurotiales, Aspergillaceae. Gene Ontology annotation, molecular function: 6,7-dimethyl-8-ribityllumazine synthase activity.
AUGACUACUAUUAAAGGCCCCGGUGCUGCGCAGACCCUCGAUGGCUCUGGCCUUCGAGUCGCAAUUGUGCACGCCAGAUGGAACACUGUGAUCAUCGAUUCACUCGUAGCAGGAGCCAAGAAGAACCUUCUUCUCGCCGGCGUGUCCGAGGACAACAUCACCGUCCAGACCGUCCCAGGCAGCUACGAGCUACCCCUCGCCGUGCAACGCCUCUACUCCGCCUCGCAGCUCCAAGCCAACUCUUCCGGCGAAGGAGCCAGCGCAACAGACCUGCUCUCAUCGUCGACGACCGACCUCUCCGGCUCAACGACGGCAAGCAGCCCCAAGCAGCCCUUCGAUGCGAUCAUUGCCAUUGGCGUUCUGAUCAAGGGCGCGACAAUGCACUUUGAAUAUAUUGCCGACGCUGUCAGCCACGGUCUGAUGCGUGUGCAGCUUGAUUCUGGUGUUCCGGUUAUCUUUGGCUUGUUGACUGUUCUUACUGAGGAGCAGGGGUUGGAGCGUGCUGGGCUGGGGAGCAGUGGGAUGCAUAAUCAUGGUGAAGACUGGGGGAGUGCUGCUGUUGAAUUGGGAUUGAAGAGGAAGGAGUGGGCUGAGGGGAAGAUUCUUUAG